CGGACGUUGAAGACCAACCGAUCAUGAGUGAAUCGAUCCGUCUCAUCCGCAGCGUCACCGCCAUCACAAUUAAUACGUUUUCUGGGGCUUAGUAUGUAUCCCUGAAAGCCAAAAACCAGUCAUUCACAACAGCAGAGUCGUGGGUCACGUAAACAUAUCCGUUAAAGACAACCUGUCCGUGUAAAGCUAGUUGAAUAGCAGUUCGUAUUGCUAGCUAACGAUGUGUUGCAGUACACAGUAGCCGCGGCGCCUCUUGUUUCCGGCCGGUCAUCCGUGCAGUUGUUGCAGCCAUGGGCAGAUAUCUGCUACCGAUGAUCUCCGUCUUGUUCUCAACCUGGUCUGCUGUAGGAGACCCGGCGGGAUCUGCUCAUGUCGACGGAGCUCCGCCUUCAAAAAUAGCGGUGGUCGGGGCUGGGAUAGGCGGCAGCGCCACUGCCCAUUUCCUACGGCAACACUUUGGCCCCGAGGUCCAAGUGGACGUGUUUGAGAAGGGUGAGGUCGGAGGCCGUCUCGCCACUGUAACUGUCAAUCAUCAUGACUACGAGUCCGGAGGGUCCAUCAUUCACUCACUCAACCUCCAUAUGCAGGAGUUUGUCAAAGUGCUAGGUUUGAAGUACCGUCGCAGUGUGGCGGGAAAGACAGCGGUGUUUAACGGUGAGGAGGUCAUUCUGGAAGAGACUGACUGGUACCUUUUGGACCUGUUCCGACUGUGGUGGCGCUACGGGAUCAGCUUCAUCCGCCUGCAGAUGUGGGUGGAGGAGAUCAUGGAGAAAUUCAUGAGAAUCUACAAGUACCAGGCCCAUGGCUACGCCUUCAGUUCUGUGGAGCAGCUGCUAGAGUCUCUGGGUGGGAGUGGCUUCAUCAACAUGACCCGGAGGCCGCUCUCUGAUUCGCUGCUGGAGCUGGGUGUUUCUCAACGCUUCAUCGAUGAGGUCAUCGCCCCCGUUAUGAGGGUCAACUACGGACAGAACGUCAGCAUCCCUGCUUUUGUUGGCGCUGUGUCUUUAGCCGGUGCCCAGAACAACCUGUGGGCGGUGGAAGGAGGCAACAAGCUGGUGUGUUCAGGCCUGCUGAAGAUGGCCAAUGCUAACCUGCACCAAGCACAAGUCAGCUCCAUCUCCCCUAUCUAUUCUGGUGAGGCGCUCCAGUACAGACUGAGCUUUACUACAUCAGCGGGGCCCAGAUCUGAAAUGUAUGACAUUGUGGUGUUGGCCACGCCCCUCCAGGCGAGUGUCCAAUCAGGAGUGGAGUUUCAGGAUUUCACCCCUCCCUUUGACGAGCUCGCCGGCAGCUACCACAGCACUGUAGCGACCAUUGUACACGGCUACCUCAACACCUCUGUCUUUGGCUUCCCAGACCCUCGUCUCUUCCCCUUUGCCAGCAUCUUAACCACUGACACGCCACAUCUGUUCUUCAACAGUGUGGCGAGUGUUUGCCCCGUCAACAUCUCAGCAGGCUUUCGACGUAAGCAGCCACAGGAAGCUGGAAUAUAUAAGGUGUUCUCACCGCAACCCUUAGACAAAAGUCAGCUCAAAACACUCUUCAGGUCGUACUACUCAGUGCAGGUGACGGAGUGGCAGGCCUACCCUCGAUAUGGCAGCAGCCUGGGACUGCCGCCCGUGGAGCUCCACCCAAAUCUCUACUACCUCAAUGGUAUCGAGUGGGCUGGCAGCGCCAUGGAGAUGAGCUCUGUGGCUGCGAAGAACAUCGCCCUGCUGGCCUACCACCGCUGGAACAGACAGACAGACAUGGUGGACCAAAGUGACCUGAUGCACAGGAUCAAGACUGAACUAUGACCUGUCGACUGGGAGCUGAAAUCAGUGUGUUAGUAAGGAGAAGUAGGGAAGGGGUUUGUGGGUAGCUGGGGCUUACGUGCUUCUUUCAAAGUGUUAAAUAGACUCUGUUUGAGUCUUAUGCAUGUGAGUCAAAUGCAGGCAAAUCCGAGACUAUCAAUGCACUUCAGUGUCAAAAUAUCACAUUUUGACAUACUGUUCUAUUUCCCAAAAAACACUGUAUAGAUGUUUAAAGAUUAACAUGCAAAGACUCUAGGCAGCCUCUAGCAGUCCUGUGGUCUGUCCUCACCCACUGGAAUCUUACACUUAAACAUAUUUAUUGAUCCACUUAUAACCUUAACUGUAUAUAAUUAAAAAAAAUUAUCUAAAUUAUGAAUUUACUUAUAUUGUUUCUUUUUGGGGGCCACAACAAGAGGUGUCCACAUGAUGUAUUUUCUCCACACUAUGACAGCUUUCCUAAAAAAUUUAUUAAAUAAAUGUCAUUAUGUCACCUUGCCUACGCUAUUAGAACUGUUUUCCCGGGUUCUUUUUCUACCAUUUCGGGUACGAGGUGAUAACAAUUUGCCCAGUAACUUAAUUCAGUGAAAAAAAUCUCAGGUGGCAAACUAUAUUGGCAUCUGAAAUCUUUAUAACUAACUUAAAUUUGCAUUAAUAAUUUUAGGGACUUUCGGUGGCACUGCAUGGUAUUAAUUCAGCACUAACAUAUUAUCGGGUAUCUACAGUAAAGAGUUACUUAUUAUCGCUUCUUAUUGAAAGGAGAAAAACAUUAGCAGUUAUUAUGUUUCUUCAUACCUGAUCAACGUAGACUGAUUUGAUCUCUGCUGUGGAAAUAGAAGCCUGGACACUAAAACAGUUAAUAGCCAUGUGAAAAUCUCUAAUGCACUGGGGGCGCACGGAGAGUCACCUUAUUUAAAUGGUUAGUCACUAUGAGCUUUGCUUUUUUAUUAAUGUCUCAUUAUUUUUUCUUUUUGAACAAAAUAAUCUGUGUAUGUUUUGAUACCAUAUUGUUGAUAUAUCUUAAUGUAUAGUAAGACAUUGUGAAUCAUCAGAUACUUGGGUGAUGGAGUCUAAAGUCUCUUUCGUUGCUGUUUGAUUUUGCUGAAUGUGCUAUUGUCCGUGCCAGUUCUACUGCAAAGCUUUGGGACAUAUUGCAGUAUUGGUUGGGUAUUAACUGCUAAUGCUAAUGGGUGGUUUCAUCCAAGAAUAUAGCUUCAGGCAAAUUUUCUUUGCCAAGUGGUGAAGAAACUAGGCAACCGUGAAUAACAGCAGCUAAUAUUUAUCUCAGCACAAGUAAAGGGGCAGUCAGGGGACUGUUUUUUUCAGUUGGUGUGAUUAAAUGUCAACUACCAUGUGUUCUGCUGGUCAAUGGUCACUGCUACACCCCUUUAAUACCUUGUAUUGUUUAUAAUUAUACCUGUAAUCUUUAUUAUAUUCCAAGCAAAAAAGAAGCACUUCAGAAAGCUUGUUACUCCAGUAGGAAAUGAUGCUUGUUGGCAUGAAUGUGGCUCUUUUAAAGCCUGCUUUUCGUCUGCUGUGAGAUGAGACUGAUGAGUGCAGUCACUGUUUUAUCUCUAACUUCAGGAACAUAACCAACACUCUGUCAUUUCGUUUAAAAACAACUGCAGCACUCCUGGUACCGUCUGCACAUUUAAGGACUGUUAAUAGACUUGCUGUGAACUGCACCGAGGUGAUCUCAUUAAAGUAAUCUCAGUAGGAUCUUUGUAAAUUAAUAAAGUCAUUAUUCAGUGACUCUUGGUAGUGGCCAGUGGUGCUAUGCUCUCUCAGCCCUUUCAUCCGACUGUUUCAUUAUCUCCCCUUCCUGCUGCUUUUGUUGCAUAAUCCAGCGGAAAGAUUUUUUUUUUUUUUUUUUGGGGAGUGGAGCCAACAAGCUUCAAUGCUGGAACAAAAUGAGGCAGAGGACAGAUCUGUGAGCCGCUGGUAGUGAUGAUGGCACCUUUUGUGGAAAAAGAACACAAAAGAGGAGGAUAUGGCAUACUGACAUAACAAGAAACCUUUGACUGUUUAUUAACCUCUCUCAUAAGACUUUGAGCUGGUGCCAUGUUUUAUUUAUUCUAAAUGUGUAACAAUUGAUGUGGACAAUGUUAUUUCUGGAGACAGAGUAACUUGUGACUUCAAUAUCAGAACUGCAGAACUUCAACUAAUGUGUUAAAUGAUUUGCAUCAUGAGAAAAUUCCACAGCCCUUUUAAUGAAAAUGCUUUAAA
Sphaeramia orbicularis (orbiculate cardinalfish) is the source of this 4016-nucleotide messenger RNA. RefSeq names its product prenylcysteine oxidase 1 like (gene pcyox1l). Gene Ontology annotation, biological process: prenylated protein catabolic process; prenylcysteine catabolic process. The record is from RefSeq and is a predicted model, not a curated record. Gene Ontology annotation, molecular function: prenylcysteine oxidase activity. Lineage: Eukaryota; Metazoa; Chordata; Actinopteri; Kurtiformes; Apogonidae. Bases 291 to 1796 code for a protein of 501 amino acids. The transcript has 7 exons.